Mugil cephalus (flathead mullet) is the source of this 2638-nucleotide messenger RNA. Its product is annotated as double-stranded RNA-specific editase B2-like. NCBI's taxonomy places the organism in Eukaryota, Metazoa, Chordata, Actinopteri, Mugiliformes, Mugilidae. The record is from RefSeq and is a predicted model, not a curated record. Gene Ontology annotation, molecular function: double-stranded RNA binding; tRNA-specific adenosine deaminase activity; double-stranded RNA adenosine deaminase activity. Gene Ontology annotation, biological process: RNA processing; adenosine to inosine editing. The transcript is spliced from 10 exons. Bases 125 to 2323 code for a protein of 732 amino acids. Gene Ontology annotation, cellular component: nucleolus; cytoplasm.
UGUGCGGGGCUUCACGCUGCAGAGCUGCGCUGAGAGCUGAGACGAAGCAGCAGCAGAGGACGAACUACUGGAGGUGGAAAAAAAAAAUUCUAAAUCUAAAUAGAAACGAGUAAAAGAAAAUCUGAUGGAGCUGGUGGACUGUGACGCGAAAGGAAAGUGCAAGAGGAAGAGGAGGAGGAGGUGCAAAGGACGGAGCGACACAGGUUCAACCCUCAUUGGGCCCAUAAAACCCUGGGAUGCUGGAGCAUCGUCAGCCGAGGAUGCAGACAAUUCAAGUACUAGCAGUUUGGAAGUGAAAGAAAAUCAGGACAAUCAUCUUCAAAAGUACCACCCAUCGACCUUUUUCACAACUUUCCCCAGACACGGACCAAGAAGAGCCCUGAAGAGGAAGCAGCCGCUGGUCGACGGUAAAGAACGAGCGCUCUACCAAAGUCACUUGACUUGCAAAAGAGCAGCCUGGGCUGUGACUCAGAAGAACGCCCUGGUGCAGCUGAAUGAGUUACGACCAGGUCUCCAGUACGAGAUCAUGUCAAAGACUGGCCCGCUCCAUGCUCCGGUGUUCUCUGUAGGCGUGGAAGUGAACGGCAUCCACUUCGAGGGCCGAGGGCCGACAAAAAAACAGGCUAAGAUGAGGGCCGCAGAGCUGGCUCUCCAGUCAUUCAUCCAGUUCCCAAACGCCUCACAGGCUCAUGCCGCCAUGCGGAGUUUCCCCAGCGCCCCCAAAGAUUUUACCGCCGAUAAACUCGACAUCUCGGACACAUUCCUCAAAGAAUGCGUCGAAAACUUUGAUCUCCUGCACUGCAGCACGGCGAGAAAGGAGGUCUUCUCCAGCAUUUACAAUCACAAACGACUCGUUCGACUCAUGUUGGACUUCAAGGAUCCCAGAAGACGAGCCGGCAGCACCUCACUUCUGGAGCGCCUGAGUCCUGUGGCGUUGCUCAAUGAGCUCCGGCCGGGGCUCAGGUACAUGUGUCUGACGGAGCGAGUUCAUGGCAGGCCGACGAGGAGUUUUGUUAUGGUGGUGAGGCUGGAGGGGAGGGUCUUUGAAGGGUGUGGUCACAGUAAAAGACUGGCCAAGGUCCAUGCCGCUACGGCCGCCCUUCAGUCUCUUUACAACGUAAGUCUGGGACCAGAGAGGAAGGUGAUGGGCCUCCAGGGCGGCAGGGCCAAAAAUCAGCUACCUCAGUUCUUCUCAGAGUCCGUUUAUCAGCUGGUGAGAGAAAAAUACUGGGAGCUGACGGACGGACGUUCCUCACGUCACAAGGUCCUGGCCGGGAUCGUCAUGACCAGAGGAUUUGACCUCCGAUCAGCCCAGGUCGUGUCUCUGGCCACGGGGACCAAGUGUCUGGACUCGGACAACGUGAGCGACCGGGGCUGUACACUAGGAGACUGCCACGCCGAGGUCGUCAGCCGGAGGGCGCUGGUUCGGUUCCUGUACAGUCAGCUGGAGCUGCUGCUCUGUAAACCGGCGGACGACGGAGAACGAUCCAUCUUCGUGCCAAACAGAUCCUGCGGCAGCAGCAGCUUCCGGCUGCAGGACGACGUCCUCUUCCACAUGUACGUCAGCUCGUCGCCGUGUGGAGACGCUCGACUCAACUGUCCCUACGAGACCACAGCAGCAGCAUAUCCCAGCCGGAGGUUUCGAUGUCACCUCAGGAUGAAGGUGAACGGGGGCGAGGGAACCCUCCCCGUCCCGACUCAGAGAACCAAUCAGAAACGUCCUGGAGCGAGGCCGAGCGAACGUCCCGCCAGCAUGUCCUGCACCGACAAAAUGUCAAAGUGGAGCGUGGUGGGUCUCCAGGGGGCUCUCCUGUCUCACCUGGUGGAGCCCGUCUACCUGCACAGCCUGACGGUGGGAACGCUCAGCCACACGGGUCACCUGACCAGAGCCAUGACUCGCCGGCUCGCGCCCGUCCAGCACCUGCCCCCCCCCUACCGGCGGCGGCCGCUGCUGCUCGGCUGUCUGAGCAGCAGGGAGGUCCGGCCGGCUGGGAAGGCGCCCGGCGUCAGCGUGAACUGGAGCCGUGGCGACGGAGGCCUGGAGGAGGUCAGCACGUCCACGGGGAGGAGGACGGACUGUGGGAGGACGGACUGUGGGAGGACGGACUGUGGGACGCCGUCCCGGCUCUGCAGACGCUCCAUGUUCAGCAUGUGGCUGAGGCUGCAGCAGCAGUUGAACGUUUUGGGCGCGGACUCCACCACAGGGACGUACUCGGGUUUCAAGAUGGCGGCCGGGCGCUACCAGAGGGCGAUGCAGCAGUUCAGCGCCGCUCUGCAGGGUCGAGGUCUAGGAACGUGGCUCAGGAACCCUCCAAAGAACUGAGCGACGGUGGCUGAACAUGAAGGGCUAGAGUCGAGCUCGUGUCUUUCUCGUUUUUUGUUUUUAUUUAAUGUCGUGCAAAUUGGGAAAUUUCAGUUUCAUCCGUCUCAUAUGAGACACCGGGUCAGUAGAGACGCUGGACAGACGAGGACAUUUAGGCAAAAACUGGAGUAGAAUUCUGAGCCUGAACUAUUUAUUAGCUUUAGUCGUCAAAAAAGUUCUAACUAAUGCUAACUUAGCAGGCUAGCUAACACUCAUGUAACUGUAAUCUCUCAGCUAGAUGAUUGGAGAACCUUCAAAAAUAUUUUCUACAAGUUG